This is a messenger RNA of Phragmites australis (common reed), 2132 nucleotides long. RefSeq names its product transcription factor VOZ1-like. The transcript has 4 exons. The record is from RefSeq and is a predicted model, not a curated record. The coding region runs from base 107 to 1819 and encodes 570 amino acids. Gene Ontology annotation, biological process: positive regulation of long-day photoperiodism, flowering; regulation of DNA-templated transcription. NCBI's taxonomy places the organism in Eukaryota, Viridiplantae, Streptophyta, Magnoliopsida, Poales, Poaceae.
UUUUUCAUUUUUGCUUGAGGGAAGGACGCAUCCUUUGCAAACUGAACUCGGAAGGCGAAUCGAGUCGAUCGCCCCACCCCGGCAAACCCCCACCUUGGUCAGCGCGAUGCCGGGAGAUCCGGACGCCGCCGCCGCCGGCGCCCACCCCGCGUCGACCGGCAAGGGGCCCCGCUCGUCGACGCGGCACCGGCAGUUCCGCGACCGUGCCAAGACCCGCGUGGACGACCUCCAGGAUAUGUUCUCCGGCCUCCAGUCCGCGCGCAAGGAGAGCCGCUCCGCCGACGCCGCCGUCCUCGAGGAGCAGGUACACCAGAUGCUCCGCGAGUGGCGCGCCGAGCUCAGCGUCCCCUCCCCCGCCUCCUCCCUCCAGGGGAACAACCGGGAGUUCUCGGAUCCGCCCUCGGAGACGCUGCGGCUGCUGCAGCUGGCGAUGGCCGAGGAGGACGAUGACGCGACCAGCAAGCUGGCUGUGCCCCGAUCGCCACUGCCGAUGCUGGCUUCUCAUCAGAGCCACGAGCACGGGCAGAACGGCCGGAUGCCCGAUCCCGAUCAGCAGUGUGAGGCUGUGGCUGGGGGCGCGCAGGGAGAUUGUGGUGAAGUGGCUGCUGUUGCUAAUGCAAUGUUCAAUGAUCAGAUGUACUAUAUAGACCAUGAACUCAGUAUUGAUGAUUUUCCUCGUGAUGAUGAUUACAAAAUGAGCUUUCCUGACUCAAACCAAGAUCACUUCAAUAAACUGCAUGGGAUCGUUCAGCUGGAACAUCAACAGUUCAAUUUUCCAUUAGAUCUGCCGCCUCCUAAUUCAUAUGUUGAUGCGAAUAAUUCCGUGCAAGAUACUGGAGAUGUUUUUGUCCACAUGUCAGAUUUGCUUGCAACAAUGCGUCCGUCACCGUCUCAGUAUUUGGGGCCAAAAUGUGCACUCUGGGACUGUGGUCGACCUGUUGGAGGGUCGGAAGAGCGUCAAGAUUACUGCAACCCUUACCAUGCUGGUUUGGCUCUGAAUGAUGAUGGUCUUCUUGGGACAAGACCUGUGAUGCGUCCAAGAGGUAUUGAUUUGAAAGAUGGGCCGCUGUUUACUGCUCUUAUUGCAAAAGUCCAAGGAAAGAAUGUUGGUAUUCCUGUGUGUGAAGGGGCUGCAACUUCUAAAUCACCAUGGAAUGCACCUGAACUUUUCGAUCUUUCUCUUCUGGAGGGUGAAUCUCUUAGAGAAUGGCUAUUCUUUGACACUUCAAGAAGGGCAUUUGAGAGUGGCAACCGGAAGCAAAGGUCACUGCCAGAUUACAGUGGCCGUGGAUGGCAUGAAUCGAGGAAGCAGGUGAUGAAAGAUUUUGGGGGUCUGAAGAGGUCCUAUUACAUGGACCCACAGCCAUCCAGCAACUAUGAGUGGCAUCUUUUUGAGUAUGAGAUCAAUGAUUCUGAUGCUCUUGCCUUGUACCGUCUUGAGCUUAAGUCUUCUGAUCCUAAAAAGAGUGCCAAAUCAAAACUAGCUAGUACUUCACUGAAUGAAAUCCAGCAGCAAAUGGUCAUGCUUACCGCGGACAGUCCAGUGGAAAAUAAACGGACUGCUAGGAGCAUACCAAAGGCUAAUCAAAAGGGUAGCAAUGCAAAGGUUUAUCCACAUGUUAACACCCCCAGUCAAGUUACUGCUCCGAAUGCUUAUCAAGCAGUGCCACGGGCAGACCAGAUAACAUUUCUGAAUGAGAACGUUGUUUAUGGACCUCAUCUUCCACAUUCAGAAAACGUUAUUUAUGGACCUCAUCUUCCACAUGGUUACUCAGCGGAAGGAAGCAGCUUCUAUUGGCACCCAAGUGACGGGACUUGAAGAUAAGACAGUAGCUUAUACGUUGUGCAGCAUUUGUGAGGCACGAACGCUAACAUCAUCAGCUGGGGCUCAACAGCGUGGCCCCAUACUUUUUCUAAUUGUAAUUGGUUGGUUCUUCUGGGGACCUGGCUGCCUGAUAUGUUUGAAACACAAUGCUAAAGUUGGCAUUAACUUCGACUGUAAAAUAUAGUCCGGUGCCCUAUCUGUCAAUCGAGUGUAAGAUAAAUAGAAAAACUGCUAUUAGGCUUUUGAUUAUGAAUUUCUUUGAGUGGUUUUGGGUUCUGAAUUGAGAUGGGUAUGUUUUCCCCUUUCU